GAUUCUCCGAAUCAAAACUCGGAAGUCUAUCUUGUUUGUUUUCAGCUGUUUUUUCUUCUGCCUUCUCUCGGUUGAUUAACGGAGAUUAAAAGCGAAUUCAUCCGGUUUAAUGUUGAGUCAAGGCCACUGCAGCUUAUCGAGCACAUUUCCGGAGUUUAUAAGUCAAACUGCUGCCGUGUGGCAGGCCGCUGCUUGGUGAAACAUGGAGGAGUUGUACACCUUGGACAGGGAGGUGGGCAGAGGAAGCUAUGGUGUUGUGUUUGAGGGCCACAUGGCCAAAACAGGACACAGAGUGGCCAUCAAACGUCUCCCCUGCAGCAACCCAGAAUGCAUUGAGCUCUACCUGCAGGAGCUUUGGGCCAUGAGAGCCACAGCCAAGAACCAUGUCAAUGUCAUCGCUCUGCACAGCUGUCUCCUUCAGACUGGAUCCAGGAGCCUGAAGCCCCUCAAACAUGGAAAACUGCCUCUGCGUCUGGUGGAGACCGUCCUCAAAGGAAGUGUGUUGGAGCCACAAAGAGCUCGAGAGAAGAGUGGGGUUUUUUCAGAAACCCUGAGGAGGACUAACUCCAGCUCCAGACUUCAGGAUAAGACCAACACAGUUCUGGCUGGUUCUAGACUCAAGGAGAGGAAUAAAUCAACCGGUUCUGAUUCCUUGACCCCACAGCGGCCUCUGAACCGAGCUGUGAAGCGAUCAGCAGCCCAGAGGGAGGAAGAGCAGUCUGGAUCUCUGCGCUGCAUGGCCCUGUGGCUGGUGAUGGAGUAUUGUGAUGGGGGAGACCUGAACCACUACCUGCUCUCUAGACCCCCAGAUGCUGAGCGGAACCACAGCGUGGUGCUGCAGCUCUGCAGCGCCGUGGCCUUCCUUCACGGCUUAGGGAUUACCCACAGAGACCUCAAACCAGACAACGUUCUGGUCUGUGUGACGCCCAAAGGCCCCGUUAUAAAGGUGGCGGAUUUCGGCCUGAGCAAGAUGAGCGGCGCCGUGGGGAACGGCGAGCGGUGCCGCCAGCACUUCUCCUCCACGUGCGGCUCGGACUUCUACAUGGCUCCGGAGGUGUGGGGCGGGCUGAGCUACACGGCUCAGGCGGACAUCUUCUCCCUGGGGGUGAUGUUCUGGGCCGUCCUGGAGAGGAUCACCUUUGUGGAAGAAGGGACGACGCAGGAGCAGCUGGGUGCCUACGUGUGCAGGGGUCGCUGGCUGAUGCCUCUGGGUGAAGCUCUGUGGGAGAACGCUGACCUGCAGCUGUGCGUUCCUAUGAAGUUUAAGAGGGCCCCCCCGCUGCCGCCGCCUCCCGGCCUGGCCAUGUGCUCCCUGCUUUUAGACAUGCUCGCCUUGAACCCGGACGCUCGGCCCUCGGCGGAGCAGCUGGAGGCCAGAGUGCUCUCUGCUUUGAAACAGGACUCCCACUGAUGGACGGCGCAGACUCUAAUGGCUCUGACCACUAAAACCACAAUGAAAGUAACUGCUGUUUUCCCACUGCAGCUCCUCUACAGCCUGCUUUUGGCCUCAGGGAAAAGGCCAAACUAAAUGCAUAUCAAUGUGAUUACGGGUGGCUGCCAGCGUCCAGGGCCAGAAUUAAGGGAAAAUUGAUCAAUUUUGUUAAAAGUGCUCUGAUUCUUUAGUAAAAAGCACCUUUUAAAUGCAGUGGUGCUUCAGCCUCUCCACAGAGAGCGUAAAUGGGACUUAAUAUUACAUUUCAGCACUAUGCUGUUGCUUCCAUGUUUAAAUGGAGGCCAUUUUCAUCUGUUUAUGUAGUGCUGUAUUGAGAUAAACAGAUGCUGCUCAUCUUUAGCUAGAAGCGGGGUCUGUUAGUUCUCCACUUCAUUCUGGGUCUUCAUUUCAUUCUUCCGCUGCAGCAAAUGUUUCCCCCGCUAAAAAUAAACAAACCAGUGUCAGAAAUGUUCUGAUCUGUUUUUUUACUUGUUGUUCCAGAGCUCCUGCACGUAGCAUCCUCUGGGCUUUUUGUCUUUUAAAGAUCUGCUUUGCAGGAAUGUCUUUAACUUUUAAAAGUGUAAAUAAGCUAGGCAUGUUGUGGAGGCAGAUUUAGCAAAAA
Cyprinodon tularosa is the source of this 2054-nucleotide messenger RNA. RefSeq lists its product as uncharacterized. Gene Ontology annotation, cellular component: cytoplasm; autophagosome. Gene Ontology annotation, biological process: peptidyl-serine phosphorylation; protein autophosphorylation; autophagy. Gene Ontology annotation, molecular function: ATP binding; protein serine/threonine kinase activity. NCBI's taxonomy places the organism in Eukaryota, Metazoa, Chordata, Actinopteri, Cyprinodontiformes, Cyprinodontidae. The record is from RefSeq and is a predicted model, not a curated record.